This is a messenger RNA of Aspergillus welwitschiae, 1116 nucleotides long. Its product is annotated as 3-isopropylmalate dehydrogenase. The record is from RefSeq and is a predicted model, not a curated record. The transcript is spliced from 3 exons. The coding region runs from base 1 to 1116 and encodes 371 amino acids. NCBI's taxonomy places the organism in Eukaryota, Fungi, Ascomycota, Eurotiomycetes, Eurotiales, Aspergillaceae. Gene Ontology annotation, biological process: L-leucine biosynthetic process. Gene Ontology annotation, cellular component: cytosol. Gene Ontology annotation, molecular function: NAD binding; magnesium ion binding; 3-isopropylmalate dehydrogenase activity.
AUGUCUGGUACAAGAGCCUAUAACGUCCUUGUCCUUCCCGGCGACGGCAUCGGCCCGGAGGUCAUGGCCGAAGCCAUAAAGGUCCUGCGAACCUUUAACAGUUCCUCCAUGCAGUUCCACCUGCAAGAAGAACUCAUUGGCGGGAUCUCUAUCGAUACCCAUGGUCAAUCCGUCACGCAACCCGUCAAAGACGCUGCGGUCGCUGCAGACGCCGUACUCUUCGCAGCAGUCGGGGGUCCCAAGUGGGAUCAUAUCAGGCGCGAACUCGACGGGCCAGAGGGGGGUCUGUUACAGGUUCGCAAAGCCAUGGACAUAUACGCAAAUUUGAGACCGUGUUCAGUGGAUGUGCCGAGUCGGGAAAUUGCGAGGGACUUUUCACCUUUCAGGCAGGAGGUGAUCGAGGGGGUCGAUUUUGUAGUGGUGCGGGAGAAUUGUGGAGGGGCCUAUUUUGGCAAAAAGGUUGAGGAAGAGAAUUAUGCAAUGGAUGAGUGGGGUUAUUCCACCACCGAAAUUCAACGCAUUGCUCGUCUCGCUGCAGAGCUUGCCCUGCGGCAUGACCCGCCGUGGCCUGUGAUUUCUCUUGACAAAGCCAAUGUACUGGCCUCGUCGCGUCUGUGGCGUCGCGUUGUCGAGAACACAAUUUCAGUAGAGUAUCCACAAGUCAAAUUGGUCCACCAGCUCGCAGAUUCAGCAUCAUUGAUCAUGGCAACCGAUCCACGAGUCCUCAACGGUGUGAUUCUGGCAGACAAUACCUUCGGAGACAUGAUAUCAGACCAGGCGGGGUCACUGAUUGGAACAUUAGGUGUCCUGCCUAGUGCCAGCUUGGAUGGUCUUCCUCAUCCUGGCAGGCAGGAAAAGGUUCGCGGUCUAUAUGAACCAACGCAUGGCUCUGCUCCGACAAUAGCCGGUAAGAACAUCGCGAACCCAACUGCGAUGAUCCUCUGUGUGAGCCUGAUGUUCCGGUACUCUUUCAAUAUGGAGAACGAAGCGCGCCAAAUUGAGGAUGCCGUGCGUGCCGUUUUGGAUAAGGGACUUCGCACUCCUGACCUUGGUGGAAAUUCAAGCACUCAAGAGUUUGGAGACGCCGUAGUUGCAGCACUGCAAGGGAAAUAUUAG